Messenger RNA from Anopheles marshallii, 1251 nucleotides. RefSeq names its product STAM-binding protein-like A. The record is from RefSeq and is a predicted model, not a curated record. Bases 1 to 1251 code for a protein of 416 amino acids. Gene Ontology annotation, cellular component: endosome; membrane. Gene Ontology annotation, molecular function: protein binding; K63-linked deubiquitinase activity; metal-dependent deubiquitinase activity. Gene Ontology annotation, biological process: protein K63-linked deubiquitination. The transcript has 4 exons. Lineage: Eukaryota; Metazoa; Arthropoda; Insecta; Diptera; Culicidae.
AUGUCCCAGAAAGAGUCGCACCCGGUGGAGAUGGGACCGAUCGAACCGCAUCAGCGGCUACAGAAGCUGAUUGCGGACAGUCAGCGAGUGUCCAUCGAUCCGAACAUGCCGAUCAAUCGGUACUACCGGUCCGGGAAUCAAAUCGUCGAGACUGCGGAUCGUUCACUGCGGGAAGGAAAUCUGGAGAAAGCGUUCACCUUCUAUCUCCGGUUUGUGACGAUCUUUGUUGAGCUGAUACUAGACCAUCCGGGGUAUAAAUCGGUACCACCGGCGGAUAAGCAGCAAACGAAGGAAAAGAUCAAGAAGAUACUGCCACGGGCGGAAGAGAUACGGAAGAAGCUGUUGGAAAAAUACACGACGGAGUACAAGCUGUACCUGGCGCAGUUGAAACUCCAGGCGGAACAAGAAGCAAAGGAGGAAGCGCGGAACAAGGCGGCGGCGGCGGCAGCGGCUGCUGCUGCAGCGGUAGCCGCAGCAUCGAAGGCAGCUGAUCAGCAACCCACCACCUCCACCGGUCCGUACGCACCUAGCGCCCCGAGCCACGUGGCAGUUAUCUCCGACAGUGACGCGAAGUUGAUCGAUCAGGUGCUCUAUCCGAGCGAAUUUCUCACCGAUCGCAGUCAGGCGACUGGACUCCCCGGGACGGGACUCCUACUGGCCGGGGACGAUAAGCAAAAGUUCGAUCGCUCGCUCAAACCAGUACUGCCGGUUACACCAACACCAACGACCGGCUUCCGUUCGAUUGUCGUACCGACUGAUACGAUGCAAAAGUUUCUCGUACUGGCCGCCGCCAACACUGGCGCUAAUCUGGAAACUUGCGCAAUACUCGCUGGCAGCUUGACGCAAACAGGGUUCACCAUUACCCAUUUGAUAUUUCCAAAGCAAAGCGGUACUUCAGACAGCUGCAAUACGAUGAACGAGGAGGAGAUUGCGGUCGUGCAGGAUCGGCACAAUCUCAUCACCCUGGGAUGGAUACAUACACACCCCUCACAGACGGCAUUUCUUUCCUCGGUAGAUUUACAUACACACUGCUCUUAUCAGCUAAUGCUGGAAGAAGCGAUUGCAAUCGUCUGCUCACCAAAGUAUCGAGAAACUGGCUUUUUCAAUCUCACACCGUACGGGAUGGAUUCAAUAUCGCAAUGCCGACAGUCGGGAUUCCAUCCACAUCCUGCAGGUCAACCUUUAUUUACCGAAGCGCAACACAUCAUAUUGAGCGAUUCUGUGGCGGCACGUGUGAUUGAUCUGCGAUAA